AUGGUGAGGCAAGGCAACAACGCCGAGCGGCAGAUGUCGAUUUCCGGGAAAGAGAGGACUGCAAAUGCUGAAGCGAUGCGACGGCGUCGAGAAACAGAGUAUCGAGGAAUGGAAAGAGUUGCAGAUGCUGAGGCAAGGCAACAACGGCGCGCGGCAGAUGUCGAUUUCCGGGAAAGAGAGAGGGCUGCAAAUGCUGAAGCGAUGCGACAGCGUCGAGAAAAAGACUAUCGAGAGCUGGAAAGAUUUACAAAUGCUGAGGCAAGGCAGCAACGACGUGCAGCGGACUUCGAAUUCCGGGAAAGAGAAAGGACUGCGAACGCGGAAGCUAUGCGACAACCGGCAGAGACGCAGUGGCCCGAACUUCUGCAAAUUCUGAAACGGGUUGUUGAUCACCAAAGCAUUAAUGCAGCGGAAGCGCUUGCACUACCAUAUGCUGAGAAAUCGAGGCUGAUUCAGUUGGAUCCAGUUACCUGUGCUCGAUACUUCAAUUACAGUGUUCAGAGCAAGUGA
Messenger RNA from Gongylonema pulchrum, 510 nucleotides. Lineage: Eukaryota; Metazoa; Nematoda; Chromadorea; Rhabditida; Gongylonematidae. The record is from the annotation of a GenBank genome assembly.